CGCGUAACGUCGAGGGAAGGGCGAGGGGGAAACCUGGGCCCGGGCAGAGCGGGAGGAAGAGGGGGCGAGGAGAGGCUGAACGGCCAGGAAAAGGAGCUGAGCGACACAUUAACCUUCCGCUUGCCACCUCUGGCGCCCGUUAACCUCGCGGCGCGGACAGGGCCAGCGCCGGUUCCGCUCAGGCGCGCGAGCUGUGCCCUGCCCGCUCCGGGCGGGGCUCAGCUCCUCUGCGGACGCACCCGUAGUUUCUCCCAGGUCGGCGCCCCCCCCAAGGGGCACCAGAGCCACAUGUCUUCUAGUAACAGCCCCCGCCGUUGGGGGUGGCGCCUGCCCGUGCCAGAGCCGCCGCGCUUGCGCACCCGACGGUCCCUCGGGCGGCUGACCCAGGUUCGCCGAACCCGGCACCCUCGCGCGCUCGGCACCCCUGGCCCGGGCUAUGGUCACGUGGGCCACUCGGCUAGUUUGUGACUGUGCGGGGCGCGGAGUUGGGGAUAGGGAGGCCUGUGCCCAGUGAGGUCAUAGGCGGACUGGACUGCCAGGUGGUAAAGCCCGGGGCCGCUGGGAGCUUGCGCUUGAAGUCUUCCCAUCCCUUCUUCAAUCGCCCAUUCCCCAACUCUCCCCACCCCCGGUCUUUAUUUUCAUUCCAGACGGUUCCAGCCCAACAGCCGCCAAACCCACGUGGGAUGGCGAGAUGCGAAAGUUUCCAGCUACGAACGGUUUGCAGUUUUUUUUUUUUUUCCCUUGAUCACUUUUUUUGGCAGGGGCAGAGAGCAACGGUAGCGUGCGGGUUUAAAUGCGCUUUCUUUGACUGCUGUAGAGAAACGCUGGACUGGAGGGCAAACUCCAAGGGGACAAAAAAGGGGAGGGAGCCUGAGCCCGAGAGCUCCCAUCCCCCACACUCUGAGCGCUUCAGCCCCUGGGGCACCUCAAGGGACUACUUGCUUGUGCGUCAGCGAGUUCCAGAGCGUCACACACACGCCUCCUCCGCCUAGCCCCACUCCGCCCCUCCCCUUCUUUUUCCUCCUUUACCUCGUUCUCCUCCCCUCCCCUCCCCUCCCCCCCCCUCCCCUCCCCUAGCGUCGCGAGUUCCAACCGGGCAGCGAGACCCGGCCGACUCAGGGUGCCAGAGUACUGGAGAGCUAAAAAUAUAACCGGUCACCGUUCUGGCCAAAUUGCAUCCUACUGGGAAACCUUACAAGACAGGAUGAGAAAGUGCUGAAAACACACCAGCCUUGAGGAAUAUCACUGAAACAAAACUGAGAAAUCCAGCUUCCUUGUUAUCCAAGAAAAUAGCUCCUCAGUUUGAUUCUUCAGAUCCACUCCUCCAACUGGGCAGGAGCAAAGACAGCCACAACAGCAAUUAGCUUUGGAGAAGAGUGAUUGGAUGGAUGCCAAGGGCAAAUGAUUUGCUAUGUACUGACCUGAUGUGAGUGAAUUCUAGUAAACAAGGUUCCUCACACGGGAGCUCCGCCCAAGGCGCUCGCAGGACUCGGCGCCUCUCGGGAGGCCCAGCCUUCACUGUGUUGCGUUUCUAUUCAAGCCACGCCCCCUGCCCGAAGGCUUUAAGUACGCCGUGUGCACGUCAUUUUCAAGCGACCUCAUCUUUGUCAGUGCACAAAAUGGCGCCUUACAACCUGCUGGUGACCCGGCUGCAGAAAGCCCUGGGUGUGCGGCAGUACCAUGUGGCCUCGGUCCUGUGCCAGCGGGCCGAGGUGGCCAUGAGCCACUUUGAGCCCACUGAGUACAUCCGCUAUGACCUGCUCGAGAAGAACAUUAACGUCGUCCGCAAACGGUUGAACCGGCCUCUGACCCUCUCAGAGAAGAUCGUGUAUGGACACCUGGAUGACCCGGCCCACCAGGAGAUCGAGCGAGGCAAGACCUACCUGCGGCUGCGGCCUGACCGCGUGGCCAUGCAGGAUGCCACGGCCCAGAUGGCCAUGUUGCAGUUCAUCAGCAGUGGACUGCCCAAGGUGGCUGUGCCGUCCACCAUCCACUGUGACCACCUGAUCGAGGCCCAGCUCGGGGGUGAGAAAGACCUGCGUCGGGCCAAGGACAUAAACCAGGAAGUGUAUAAUUUCCUGGCAUCUGCAGGUGCCAAGUACGGCGUGGGCUUCUGGAGGCCUGGCUCUGGAAUCAUUCACCAGAUCAUUCUGGAAAACUAUGCAUACCCUGGGGUUCUUCUCAUUGGCACUGAUUCCCACACCCCCAAUGGUGGUGGCCUGGGGGGCAUCUGCAUUGGAGUUGGGGGCGCUGAUGCAGUGGACGUCAUGGCUGGGAUCCCCUGGGAGCUGAAGUGCCCCAAGGUGAUCGGUGUGAAGCUGACAGGCUCACUCUCCGGUUGGACCUCACCCAAAGAUGUGAUCCUAAAGGUGGCGGGCAUCCUCACAGUAAAAGGCGGCACGGGCGCGAUUGUGGAGUACCACGGGCCUGGCAUAGACUCCAUCUCCUGCACUGGCAUGGCGACAAUCUGCAACAUGGGUGCAGAAAUUGGGGCCACCACUUCGGUGUUUCCUUACAACCACAGGAUGAAGAAGUACCUGAGCAAGACAGGCCGGGCAGACAUUGCCAACCUUGCUGAUGAAUUCAAGGAUCACUUGGUACCUGACCCUGGCUGCCAUUAUGACCAACUGAUAGAAAUUAACCUCAGCGAGCUGAAGCCGCACAUCAAUGGGCCCUUCACCCCUGACCUGGCUCACCCUGUGGCAGAAGUGGGCAGUGUGGCAGAGAAGGAGGGGUGGCCCCUGGACAUCCGAGUAGGUCUGAUUGGCAGCUGUACCAACUCCAGCUACGAGGACAUGGGGCGUUCAGCUGCUGUGGCCAAGCAGGCACUGGCUCAUGGACUCAAGUGCAAGUCGCAGUUCACCAUCACGCCAGGCUCUGAGCAGAUCCGUGCCACCAUUGAGCGGGACGGCUACGCACAGAUCCUGAGGGACGUGGGUGGCAUUGUCCUGGCCAAUGCCUGUGGCCCCUGCAUUGGCCAGUGGGACAGAAAGGACAUCAAGAAGGGGGAGAAGAACACCAUCGUCACCUCCUACAACAGGAACUUCACAGGCCGCAAUGAUGCAAACCCCGAGACCCAUGCCUUUGUCACAUCCCCUGAGAUUGUCACAGCCCUGGCCAUUGCUGGCACCCUCAAGUUCAACCCAGAUACUGACUUCCUGACGGGCAAGGAUGGCAAGAAGUUCAAGCUGGAGGCUCCAGACGCAGAUGAGCUUCCCCGAGCGGAGUUCGAUCCUGGACAGGACACCUACCAGCACCCCCCUAAGGACAGCAGCGGGCAGCGGGUGGACGUGAGUCCCACCAGCCAGCGUCUGCAGCUCCUGGAGCCUUUUGACAAGUGGGACGGCAAAGACCUGGAGGACCUGCAGAUCCUCAUCAAGGUCAAAGGGAAGUGUACCACUGACCACAUCUCGGCUGCUGGCCCCUGGCUCAAGUUCCGUGGGCACCUGGACAACAUCUCCAAUAAUCUGCUCAUCGGUGCCAUCAACAUCGAAAAUGGCAAGGCCAACUCUGUGCGCAAUGCCGUCACCCAGGAGUUUGGUCCCGUCCCUGACACUGCCCGCUACUACAAGGCACAUGGCAUCCGGUGGGUGGUGAUCGGAGAUGAGAACUACGGCGAGGGCUCGAGCCGGGAGCACGCGGCACUGGAGCCUCGCCACCUCGGGGGCCGGGCCAUCAUCACCAAGAGCUUCGCCAGGAUCCACGAAACCAACCUGAAGAAGCAGGGUCUACUGCCCCUCACCUUCGCUGACCCAGCUGACUACAACAAGAUUCACCCUGUGGACAAGCUGACCAUCCAGGGCCUGAAGGACUUUACCCCUGGCAAGCCCCUGAAAUGCAUCAUCAAGCACCCCAACGGGACCCAGGAGACCAUCCUCCUGAACCACACCUUCAACGAGACCCAGAUCGAGUGGUUCCGCGCUGGCAGUGCUCUGAACAGAAUGAAGGAGCUGCAGCAGAAGUAAGGUCCGCUCUGCCACCAGCGCCCGCCCGUCCUGCUCCUCGGACCCAGCUCCGGUGUCACAAGUGCAGUUCUGCGUCACCAGAACCGGAUCUGAUCCGAUCCAGCCGUGGCUUCGCUCACCACCGAGAUGGUGUGGCCAGGCCUCCUGGCCUCUCUUCCCUCCGCCCAUGGAGCGACCCACAGGUGGGGGUGGGGAGGUUCUUAAAAUAACGUAUCAACCCCCCACCUUCCUGUUUUUAGUUUGGUUCAGAUCUUGAGCAGCUUUGGGCAACUGUAUUUAUUUUUAACGACAGACUCCCAUCUAAAGUUUUUCUCCUGCAUGAUCAUUUCACUGGUGGCUGAAGGGUUCGAAAGAUCCUUUUGCUCUUCUAAGGAAAAUAAGAAUCCAGAUUCAGUGAGUGUUC
Messenger RNA from Aethalodelphis obliquidens (Pacific white-sided dolphin), 4368 nucleotides. It is a transcript of the gene ACO2, whose product is annotated as aconitase 2. Gene Ontology annotation, biological process: tricarboxylic acid cycle. The record is from RefSeq and is a predicted model, not a curated record. NCBI's taxonomy places the organism in Eukaryota, Metazoa, Chordata, Mammalia, Artiodactyla, Delphinidae. Gene Ontology annotation, cellular component: mitochondrion; cytosol. The coding region runs from base 1620 to 3965 and encodes 781 amino acids. The transcript has 22 exons. Gene Ontology annotation, molecular function: 4 iron, 4 sulfur cluster binding; aconitate hydratase activity.